GCGCGCCGCCGGAGUUCCGCGUGGUUGGCCGGCCCGGCGCCGUCGGUCCCCCUGCGCGCUGCCUUCCGCGUUCCGCCGCGGCCCCUCCGGGCUCCCCCGCCCCGCCGCCCGGGCCCCGCGCCAUGGCCGGAGCUCCCGGGGCGCCGCGCUGAGGGCGGCCGGCGGAGCGCGCCAUGCCCAGCAGGACCGGCCCCAAGAUGGACGGGAGCAGCGGCCGCGUCCGCCUCAAGGCGCACUACGGAGGGGACAUAUUCAUCACCAGUGUGGAUGCCGCCACCACCUUCGAGGAGCUGUGUGAGGAAGUGAGAGACAUGUGCCGUCUGCACCAGGAGCACCCACUCACCCUCAAGUGGGUGGACAGCGAAGGUGACCCUUGCACGGUGUCCUCCCAGAUGGAGCUGGAGGAGGCUUUCCGCCUGGCCCGUCAGCACAGGGACGAAGGCCUCAUCAUCCAUGUGUUCCCGAGCACACCCGAGCAGCCAGGCAUGCCGUGUCCGGGAGAAGACAAGUCCAUCUACCGCCGGGGAGCCAGAAGAUGGAGAAAACUGUACCGUGCCAACGGCCAUCUCUUCCAAGCCAAGCGCUUUAACAGGAGAGCGUACUGCGGCCAGUGCAGUGAGAGGAUAUGGGGCCUCGCGAAGCAAGGCUACAGGUGCAUCAACUGCAAACUGCUGGUCCAUAAGCGCUGCCACGGCCUCGUCCCGCUGACCUGCAGGAGGCAUAUGGAUUCUGUCAUGCCUUCCCAAGAACCUCCAGUAGACGACAAGAACGAGGACACCGACCUUCCUUCCGAGGAGACAGAUGGAAUUCCUUAUAUUUCCUCAUCCCGGAAACAUGACAGCAUUAAAGAUGACUCCGAGGACCUUAAGCCAGUUAUCGAUGGGAUGGAUGGAAUCAAAAUCUCUCAGGGGCUUGGGCUGCAGGACUUCGACCUAAUCAGAGUCAUCGGGCGCGGGAGUUACGCCAAGGUUCUCCUGGUGAGGUUGAAGAAGAACGACCAAAUUUACGCCAUGAAAGUGGUGAAGAAAGAGCUGGUGCAUGAUGACGAGGACAUCGACUGGGUACAGACAGAGAAGCACGUGUUUGAGCAGGCAUCCAGCAACCCCUUCCUGGUCGGGCUACACUCCUGCUUCCAGACCACAAGUCGGCUGUUCCUGGUCAUUGAGUAUGUCAACGGCGGGGACCUGAUGUUCCACAUGCAGAGGCAGAGGAAGCUCCCCGAGGAGCACGCCAGGUUCUACGCGGCCGAGAUCUGCAUUGCCCUCAACUUCCUGCACGAGAGGGGGAUCAUCUAUCGGGACCUGAAGCUGGACAACGUCCUCCUGGAUGCGGACGGGCACAUCAAGCUCACGGACUAUGGCAUGUGCAAGGAAGGCCUGGGCCCUGGAGACACGACGAGCACUUUCUGUGGAACCCCAAACUACAUCGCCCCCGAAAUCCUGCGGGGAGAGGAGUAUGGGUUCAGCGUGGACUGGUGGGCGCUGGGCGUCCUCAUGUUCGAGAUGAUGGCUGGGCGCUCCCCGUUCGACAUCAUCACCGACAACCCGGACAUGAACACAGAGGACUACCUUUUCCAAGUGAUCCUGGAGAAGCCCAUCCGGAUCCCCCGGUUCCUCUCUGUCAAAGCCUCCCACGUUUUAAAAGGAUUUUUAAAUAAGGAUCCCAAAGAGAGGCUCGGCUGCCGGCCACAGACUGGAUUCUCUGACAUUAAGUCCCAUGCGUUCUUCCGCAGCAUAGACUGGGACUUGCUGGAGAAGAAGCAGGCGCUCCCUCCGUUCCAGCCACAGAUCACGGACGACUACGGUCUGGACAAUUUUGACACCCAGUUCACCAGCGAGCCCGUGCAGCUGACCCCGGACGACGAGGAUACCAUAAAGAGGAUUGACCAGUCGGAGUUCGAAGGCUUCGAGUAUAUCAACCCGCUGCUGCUGUCCACGGAGGAGUCCGUGUGAGGCUGCGUGCGUCUCUGUUGUGGACACGCGGGAUUGACCCUUUAACUGUAUCCUUCACCACCGCAUAUGCAUGCCAGGCUGGGCACGGCUCCGAGGGCAGCUGGGGACGGACGCUCGCGCCGAGACUGCGGAGGAAGUCGCAGGCACUGCUGGAGCGGAAUGGCCCCUCGUGCCUGGGCCCGGCAGGCCAGCUCCGCGCCGGAGGAACUUGCUGCUGCGCCCGCGUCGCGGCGGACCGCGGGACCCUGCUGAGGGGCUGUCGCGCAGUUCCGGAGGUGCACAUCUUCCGUGGAAACACAGCUCCGUGCACUGACCUGCUCCGCCAGGAAAGCGAGCGUGUAGCGUCCCGAGGAAUAAAAUGUUCCGAUGAUGU
This is a messenger RNA of Cebus imitator (Panamanian white-faced capuchin), 2325 nucleotides long. It is a transcript of the gene PRKCZ, whose product is annotated as protein kinase C zeta. Bases 174 to 1952 code for a protein of 592 amino acids. The transcript has 18 exons. The record is from RefSeq and is a predicted model, not a curated record. Lineage: Eukaryota; Metazoa; Chordata; Mammalia; Primates; Cebidae. Gene Ontology annotation, biological process: protein phosphorylation. Gene Ontology annotation, molecular function: ATP binding; protein binding; protein serine/threonine kinase activity.